AUGGUCUCUGGCCAGAUGGACGCCUUGGGCGCCUUCUCCUAUCUCGCCGACAAUCUCCCCACCUGGUUAACCAAAUUGUCCGAUCUCACUGCACACACCGCUGAAAAACAUGCCGAGUUCGCCGAGGCCUUCAAGAAGCACUCUGCUACGCCGCUGAAGAUCCGUCGACGACGAAACAGCUCGGUCUGCUCGAUUCGCACAGAUUCCGUCCGGUCCGGGGGUCAGCGUCGGAGGGGUGGCGACGAUGGGGAUGCGUCUUCUCUGGAUUCAACAACGGAUGGGCCCGCUGUCAUCAGCACGCGGCAUAACCUUAUAAUACACUACGACGGACACACACAAAAGUCCCUGGAGGAGUUGGUCCGCAAUAUUGGUACGGCGAGGAAUAACCUUCGAAAGGGGAAGAUGUCUCAGCUGCCUUUGGCUGCUGGCUCACGGUCCGCCACGAGGAACUUUCACGCUCGCAACCCACCCAUGAUCGACCCGAAUGCUGCACCCGAGGACCAGCUCAUGGCUAGCAUCCGCAUUUCGCGGUCUAGAGCUCAGCCGCCGCCUCCGACACAACGGCAACCCCCUUUUGAAAUGGCAGAUAAACAUUUGGAGCUCGCCCACGGCUUUUGCGAGACGGCGGCGUAUCAUUUCCUGCGUGCGGGAGCCUGUGCGUCGGAACUGAACAGCGUCAAAGAACGGUUUACGGUGCUGCUCAAGCUCGCCACAGACGAGCUGCAGAGCCCCAGGUAA
Molecule: messenger RNA, 738 nt
Organism: Aspergillus calidoustus
Lineage: Eukaryota; Fungi; Ascomycota; Eurotiomycetes; Eurotiales; Aspergillaceae
Source: the annotation of a GenBank genome assembly